This is a messenger RNA of Nezara viridula (southern green stink bug), 3824 nucleotides long. Lineage: Eukaryota; Metazoa; Arthropoda; Insecta; Hemiptera; Pentatomidae. The record is from the annotation of a GenBank genome assembly.
AUGGGCAUUACACUCCUUUCAUUUUGUUUUCUUAUUUUGGCUAAUGUUGAGUGUGGUAAUCCUAUUUAUUUUAACAUUGGCGGGGUUUUGAGCAACAAUGAAAGCAUUUCACAUUUCAAAGAGAUCAUAGCUCAUUUAAAUUUUGUACAUCAGUAUGUACCAAGAGGUGUUACUUAUUAUGCCACAGCUAUGAAAAUAGAUGCUAACCCUAUUCGGACUGCGUUGAAUGUUUGUAAAUUAUUAAUAUCACAGAGAGUAUAUGCUGUAGUUGUUUCUCAUCCUCUAACUGGAGAUCUUAGCCCUGCUGCUGUCUCAUACACUAGUGGGUUCUAUCAUAUCCCAGUUAUAGGGAUUUCUUCAAGAGAUUCAGCCUUUUCAGAUAAGAACAUACAUGUUUCCUUCCUUCGCACAGUUCCACCUUACUCACACCAAGCUGAUGUUUGGGUUGAUCUACUGAAACAUUUCAAUUAUUUAAAAGUAAUUUUCAUUCAUAGUUCAGAUACUGAUGGUCGAGCUAUACUUGGAAGGUUUCAGACAACUUCACAAAGCCAUGACGAUGAUGUAGAAAUCAAAAUACAGGUGGAAUCUGUUAUUGAGUUUGAACCUGGUUUAAACAAUUAUACAGCUCAACUAUAUGAAAUGAAAGAUGCCCAGGCUAGAGUUUAUUUAUUGUAUGCCAGCAAAAAGGAUGCAAAUGUAAUAUUUAAAGAUGCUGCUGCCCUUAAUAUGACCUAUGCUGGUUAUGUUUGGAUUGUAACCGAGCAAGCUCUUGAUGUUCAAAAUGUACCAAUAGGAGCUAUUGGUCUAAAGCUAGUACAUGCUACUGAUGAAAGGGCUCAUAUUCAAGAUUCAAUUUAUGUUCUUGCAUCCGCACUAAGAGGGAUGAAUCAAACCAAAAAUAUUACUGAAGCUCCAAAAGACUGUGAUAAUUCUGGAUCAAUUUGGGAAACUGGUAAAACAUUAUUUGAAUAUAUAAGGAACCAAGUUCUGAUUAAGGGUGCUACAGGAAUGAAAGUAGCUUUUGAUGAUAAUGGUGAUAGAAUCAAUGCAGAAUAUGAUAUUGUUAAUGUACAAGGUCCUAGUAAUCAUACUUCUGUUGGUACCUAUACUUAUGAUCCAAAAACUGAUAAAAUGCGAUUAGCCAUUGCUGACAAUAAAAUCAUUUGGCCUGGAAAAGUUCACACCAAACCGGAAGGCUUCAUUCUGCCUACUCAUCUUAAAGUUCUGACUAUCGAAGAAAAACCAUUUGUAUACACUCGGCUACUUAAAGAUGACGAUAAGAAUUGUACUGCUGAUGAAAUAAAGUGCCCUCAUUUUAAUAGCACAAAUGAUCCAGGAGAAAUGUACUGUUGCAGAGGUUUUUGUAUGGACCUUUUAAAAGAACUGGCUCGGACGAUUAAUUUUACUUUUGACCUGGCUUUAUCUCCUGAUGGUCAAUUUGGGAAUUAUAUAAUAAAAAAUAGUUCUGCUGGUGGAAAAAAAGAAUGGACUGGCCUCAUCGGAGAACUUGUAAAUGAUAGAGCUGAUAUGAUUGUUGCUCCACUUACUAUAAAUCCAGAAAGAGCAGAAUUUAUUGAGUUUAGUAAGCCAUUCAAGUACCAAGGAAUUACGAUUUUAGAAAAAAAGCCAUCUCGUUCAUCAACACUAGUGUCAUUUCUUCAACCAUUUUCAAACACCUUGUGGAUAUUAGUUAUGGUUUCUGUCCAUGUUGUCGCUCUCGUGCUAUAUCUGCUUGAUAGAUUUUCUCCUUUUGGAAGAUUUAAACUUGCUAAUACUGAUGGUACUGAAGAAGAUGCUUUGAAUCUAUCGAGCGCAAUUUGGUUCGCCUGGGGAGUUCUUUUAAACAGUGGCAUUGGUGAAGGAACACCAAGGAGUUUUUCAGCACGUGUCCUAGGAAUGGUUUGGGCAGGAUUCGCCAUGAUCAUUGUAGCAUCUUAUACUGCCAACUUGGCAGCUUUCCUUGUGUUGGAGAGACCAAAGACAAAAUUAUCUGGAAUCAAUGAUGCUCGGUUGAGGAAUACAAUGGAAAAUCUGACGUGUGCUACUGUUAAAGGGUCUGCUGUGGACAUGUAUUUUAGAAGGCAGGUGGAACUGUCUAAUAUGUAUCGAACUAUGGAAGCUAACAAUUAUAAUACUGCUGAAGAAGCAAUACAUGAUGUUAAAAUUGGGAAAUUGAUGGCUUUCAUAUGGGACAGUUCUCGGUUGGAUUUUGAAGCUGCACAAAACUGUGAACUUGUAACUGCUGGAGAACUGUUUGGAAGGAGUGGCUAUGGUAUAGGUUUGCAAAAAGGAUCUGCUUGGGCUGAUGCUGUUACACUUGCCAUACUUGAUUUUCAUGAGAGUGGUUUUAUGGAAAGCUUGGACAAUAAAUGGAUACUGCAAGGAAAUGUGCAACAGUGCGAACAAUACGAGAAGACACCUAAUACUCUUGGAUUAAAAAAUAUGGCUGGCGUGUUUAUAUUAGUCGCCGUUGGUAUUCUUGGAGGGAUAGCCCUUAUUAUAAUCGAAAUGGCUUAUAAGAAACAUCAGAUCAGGAAGCAAAAGAGGAUGGAACUUGCAAGACAUGCGGCUGAUAAAUGGAGAGGAGUUAUAGAGAAAAGAAAAACAUUGCGUGCUACAAUCGCUGCACAGAGGCGUUUAAAAUCCAAUGGUCUUCCAGAAACAGGUGUUAGCCUAUCCGUCGAAGCACUUCCUCGUGGAGUCAUUGAUCUUCCAAGCCCUGUGAGGGCUUGGUCAGGGAUGAGACAGCGAGGAAUUUCUGAGUUGCCAAACCUACCUGCAUAGAAAGUCUCCUGCAGUUAAGUUAUUCAGAAUAAUUAAUCAGUCCAAAGAGAGCCUAGUUAGAAUGGUUUGUUCACCAUUUUACUGAUUCCUGCUUCACCUCAUUAUUCCUUCAAUUUAUUUAGAAUAAUUAUUGUUAUAAUUUUUUGUUUGUUUGUGUAUAUGUACAUAAACACACAAAAAUGGGAAAGGUUGAUGUUAAUUAUUAUUAGAAACCAUAUCAUCGUUAUCAAUCAGCCUACUUGUUAUGCAAUCUGGAGUAUAUACACCAUAGUUCUCAUGAAUGUUUUUAUUAGCAAAUAUUUUAUUUUUUUCAUUAUAUUUUAAUUUUCUAAUAGAAUUAUAUCAAACAUAAUAACAAUUUGGACAUGUUAGGAAGAAAUUGGAUAAUAAUCAAUGUUUUAUUGGAAAAUUAAAGAUACAUUUAUCAUUAUUAUAUAAAAAUAAUAUUAAAAAUUGUGAUGGAUUUGUUAAGAUAUUAAAAUUAAUAUAUAAAUAGAUAGUGUUUAUUUUUAACAAUUUCGGUAUAUCGGAAAUAUUUUAAGCAAAAUCAGUGAUAUGAAAAAUACUCUUUUAAAUGUUGGUCCUAUCAAGAACAUUAUUGUCUUUAAAAAAAUGUCCAUACAUUUACUAUUUGUUCAAUUCUGGUUCUUAUAUUGAUAUAUCAAACCAUUUUUCUUAAUUUUUGGUAAGAAAUUCCUUUUUAAUAAGAAAAUAUUUUUAAUAUAAGAAAAUUUUAUUUUAUAUUAUUACUGGUACAUCGUUUUUUUUGCGACAUUUCUGAGCUUUUAAAAAAAAUGAAUAUAGUUCCUUUUUAAUCUUUAUUGAAAUAUUCGUACAGGGAAGAUGAUACUUUAGGUAGGAAGAAUAUUUUUAUUUUUAUUGGAUUGUUAAUAUUAAGUUUUCCUGGGUCUGAAUUUGUUAAAAAUGAUAUGAUAAUUUAUGACUCAUUUGUGACAUAAUGUUUUUCAACUUCCUAUGUUACCAGCUAUAGUUUUCUUAAACGUAUUUAGUGUUUAUUCAUUUCUUUAAUUUAUUACGCU